UCAGCCCGCCCCAGCUCCCUCCGGGCCAAAGCGACAGAACCGGGAGCGGCUCCCACCAGGAACGGGACCGGCGCGGCUGCGCAGCCACGGACCUUGUCGAGGGAGGCCGGGCUGCCUUGGCCAUGGGCUCCUGAGGGCCUCUCGUUCCGCCCCGUCCCUCGACUGACGGAGCGGUCGCUGGCCGGGCGAGGGGGAACGGGCGGAGCGGCGGCUCCGCCGGCGUCGGUCCGGCUGGCCCUGGCAGUGCCGCGUGGCGGUUUGAAGAACCCACAGCACACAAGUGACUCUACCCACAGACAUGAUGAUGGUAAUGACUGGAGUCAUGUCAGUGCCUGAGCUGGGCUCCACAGCCAGCACCCUGGCUGCAGCUCCCAACUUAUCUGGGAUGCCUGCAGAUGGCAGACCCACUGCUGUGGAACAGCCAAUAUUCCUAAUGACAACAGCUGCUCAAGCCAUCUCAGGUUUCUUUGUGUGGACAGCUUUACUCAUCACCUGCCAUCAGAUCUACAUGCACCUGCGCUGCUACAGCUGCCCCAACGAGCAGCGCUACAUUGUCCGGAUCCUGUUCAUUGUUCCCAUUUAUGCUGUUGACUCAUGGCUAAGUCUUCUUUUCUUCACCAAUGACCAGUACUAUGUUUACUUUGGAACUGUGCGGGAUUGCUAUGAAGCUUUUGUAAUCUACAACUUCCUUAGUCUCUGCUACGAGUACCUUGGUGGGGAAAGCUCUAUCAUGUCAGAGAUCAGGGGAAAGCCUAUUGAGUCCAGCUGCAUGUAUGGCACUUGUUGUUUAUGGGGAAAGACGUACUCCAUUGGAUUCCUGAGAUUCUGCAAACAGGCUACUCUGCAGUUUUGUGUGGUGAAGCCCCUUAUGGCUAUUAGUACAGUUAUCCUUCAGGCUUUUGGCAAGUACCAGGACGGUGACUUCGAUGUCACAAGCGGGUAUCUGUAUGUGACAAUCAUUUAUAAUAUUUCGGUCAGCCUGGCACUCUACGCCCUAUUCCUCUUCUAUUUUGCCACACGUGAACUACUCAGCCCUUAUAGUCCUGUCCUCAAAUUCUUCAUGGUCAAGUCUGUCAUUUUCCUGUCCUUCUGGCAAGGGAUGUUACUGGCCAUUCUGGAAAAAUGUGGCGCGAUCCCUAAGAUCCAAUCAGCCAGCGUAUCCGUGGGCGAGGGGACCGUGGCAGCUGGCUAUCAGGAUUUCAUCAUCUGUGUGGAAAUGUUUUUCGCAGCCAUUGCUCUGCGUCAUGCCUUCACAUACAAGGUUUAUGCGGACAAGCGUCUUGAUGCACAAGGUCGCUGUGCCCCCAUGAAGAGCAUCUCUAGCAGCCUUAAGGAGACCAUGAACCCCCAUGAUAUUGUGCAAGAUGCCAUCCACAAUUUUUCCCCUGCCUACCAGCAGUACACUCAGCAGUCAACCCUUGAACAUGGACCACCCUGGCGUAAUGGCAGUCACAUCAUCUCACGUUCCCAUAGCAACUCUGGGGCCCGUGACAACGAAAAGACCCUGUUGCUAAGCUCAGAUGAUGAGUUCUAAAAAGCUUAAUGAAGCAUGCAACAACCUCUUUAUUUAUUGAACCUGAAACACAAGUCAUAUCGCAUUUUUAAAUGGUGCUCAAGUCAGGAGUGGGCUCUUCCUGUUGCCAGUUGCAAGUUUGGACCAUUUUGGCUAAGACAGGUGGCUUGGAUUGUCUUCGCCCAGAAUUGUGUGUAAAGGUUUAACUGGAGCACGUUUCAAUUAAGAAAAAUUUAAAGAACACAAAAACCCAUCACAUACAGGAGGGAGCAAAGGUUCAGGAUGGACCAUGCUUUCUUUUAGGUGGUGUUUCCGCUUUUUAUUAUUUUUUAGGGGAUGGGUAGGCGUCAGGCAACACACAAUCACAGGAUGCAUUUUUACUCGCUUGCUUAGCUAUUUGAAAUAAAACUGACUGAAAUGAGAAGUAGCCAAUUUUUUUCCAUGUGCACUGCUAAAAUGCACUUCCAUACUCUUGCACAAGUGCAGGCUGAACACUAAGAACAGCUCAAUAUUAACCUUGGCAAUCUUGAUGAUAAUCCCUUUAGGAAUAUCCUGGAGUGCUACAGUAACACAGGUUUCCUGUCUCUGCCAAUGAUCAUACAUGGAGCUGCCUUAUAUUGAGUGAGACCGUUGGUCCAUCAAGGACGGUGUUGUCUAUGCAGACUGGCAGCAGCUCUCCAGGGUCUUAAAUAAAGAUCUAUUACCUGAUCCUCCUUAUUUUUUAGCUGAAGAUUCAAGGGAUUAAACUUGGGACUUCCUGCAUGACAAGCAGACGCUCUGCCACCGAGCCGUGGUCCCUCCCCAGUGGUCCACGUUGGAUUCCUCAGAAGGGAGUAACAUUCUGCUGCACAAAAUGGGAAGUAGAAAGGGUAGGGAGAAGAGAGGCUUCUGGAUUGAAACAAUAAGUAGGUAUCAGACUUCUUCCUUAUAGAAACAGAGGCUGUUUCUUGUGAUGAAACUGAGUUCUCUUGAAGAGCUCACUGCUUUCUCGAAAAUAGUACCUGUCAUCAGCAGAGGAAAACAUGCUGUUAAACAUUAAUGGCCACAGUUUAGAGAGUCCCAGUCACAGACUGCUGCAGAUAGUAGAUGGGGAUAACCAUUUUUGUUCAUGAUGCAAGAUGGAUGAAAUACGCAUCUUCAGCCGCAUGCUGAAUUGGAUGCGCAUUGGGUGAAUUGCCUUCAGUUGCAUUACUUUCCAGUAGAAGAGUCUGCAUAAACAGAUUUGCAUCUCUGCAUGGAUUUCUUCUGCUGGAUCAGUAAUAAAGCUAAUAUGCAGUAAUUUUUAGAAUUUGGUCAUUUAAUUUAAUUUCCUUUUAUAUCCUCUUUUGAGGUGGAGGAAUUCUACAGACAGCUUCAUAUUAAUGUUUUUAUGUUCCACCUGGCCCUCCAGAGCUCUACAUCCUUGUCAUUUAAAUUCUAGAACAUGUUGCAAGAUACCCAGAUCUCUGUUGCUGUUGUCCAUAUUUUAUCCUUUUGAUAUCACUUAGGUUUGCUCAAGUGCCACUGGGAUAGUGUAUGCUGAAUAUUCACCUGGGAUGGUGGACAUUUCCUGGUCUCUUCCCUCACUCUCAAUUGGACCAAGAGCAAGAAACAGCUCUCUCUGAUGUACACCUAUUACUGUGCUGUUGCAUUCUCUAUAGCCUGUAUAUUGAAAAUUGUUUAUGGUUUUUCUUUUAGUCUGCUGUUAGUCCUGACCUGGCCUAUACAGAACAUCUCCAUGUCAGGCUUCUAAGCUCCCUUUACAAGCUGAAAUGCCUGCCAGUUAAAAGACACUUCAGUGUGUCGAUUAUUUAAAGCUGGAAAUGGCAAUACAGUGGUGCAAUGUGUUGCAUUUCUGUGCUGUAGUUGUGGUUAAUUGUGCCUGUAUUAACACUGCCCUCAAAAAAGGGGAAUAACAUUAAACCUCUUCCUUUCCCCACACUUCUCUCAAUUCCGCUUCCGCAUUCACUACCAGUAAUACGAGUUCUGUUCUAAGCUGCUGUAAUGUCUUGCUUCCACUACUCAUUGUGAUAAUUAGGCAUCUGUUCUCUUUAGGUGUCUUUGACUCCUCCUGUGGCAAGUCCAGAAAUAAGGAUUUGUGGGAGAAUGAUUCCUGUUUAUUUUCUCUGUGCCUUAAUAUUGUCUCUGUCUCUCUCAUGCACACAUGCAUCAUGGCCAGUGGCAAUAGCAGCACCCUUCAUCCAAGUUGUGCCUAGUUGGGCAAAAGUGUUAGUGUGUGGGGCUAGGCAGGUUUGCCAAGACUUGUGACUGUAUUUCCUGGAGGGAUGGUUGUGCUGCUGCUGUGGUUUGUAUUUCACUCUGUAUGUUCCAGAAGAAACUGGAUGGGAGAUGGAAGCAUAACAGCUCUAUUCAUAUCUCCUGCUCAAAAUAGCUAGAGAGGUUGAGAACUCAGGAGAUGAAGGAAGUAGAGGUUUAAAAGUGACACGUUUCUGUAAAUAUGAAAUCAUCCCUAUUUUUUUUCCUUUUAGACCUGUGCAAUAGAUUCUUGUGGGUUGGUUUUUAAAAUCCUGUUGCUGCUUUAAAAAACAAAUAUACACAACCUCCCUGAAACCCACAUACUGUCAUUAAGCUGUUGAGGGCCAGGCUUUGACUUGUCUUACAGCUGAAGAAAGAUACUGAGGCCACCUACCAGGAAAUCCUUCCCUCUUACUUGAGUACUAGACAUGGCCACUUCAAGCUGUGUCUUUUUCCUGCAGAAGGAGAACAAGUGCCUGUGUAGCACACCCCAUGGGUGGGGCUAGGCCAGGUCCCUGCACCAGCAGGAGAUGAAUUGUUCUUUCGUGCCAGCAGAAAGACUUCUACCCAUUCCUAGUGCAUGCAGCCUCAUGAAAUGAGGAUAGGUUUCAAAGAGCCCUUCGUUGAAAUUAUCUUUUAGCUUCUUUGAGCUUUUUAAAUUUGUGAUUUUGGUGGCGGCAGCGAUGUUGCCUCAUCUACCCACGUGUUUUUAUGGGCUUGUGUAUCCCCUCUAUAUCCAUGUACUUUUCAGUUUCUUAUGCCCAUCUCCAACACACAUCUUUCUCAUUUAUUAAUGAUAAGUCUUCCCAGGGAACCCUCUUUUGUAUGUGAUAGGUGGAAAAUGUGGCUGAAAUCCAUGCUGCUGACUUGCAGUUAUUUAACCACCGGGAGGAAUUCUAUAUAUACAUAUAUAUUUUUAUAUAUUUUUUAAAAAUUAUACUAUAUAUAAAUAUAUACUGUGCAUAGGAUCCAACUAUUCUUGAUGCUUCCUGAAAGUAAUGUUAUGAAGUUGAAAUAAACAGGUCAAAGCAAGUGGGAGGGCCAGUAGUGGCUAAAGAUGUGAUGUACUCUGUGGCUGGGAGGCCUUAAAAACAUGUAGAGCCCUAAAAGCACCAGUACUGAAUCUUUUUGCUGUUUACCAGUGAAGGAAAGGGGCAGGUUCAACAAGCCUGAUCCCUCAGCCCAACAAUGAUCUUGCAUUCUUAAAGGGUGAUCAGCCGUAUCUGUACGUAUACAUCAAUCCUACCAAGACCACUUCUUGCUUAGUCCUCCUCCAGUCUCCUCCUGACUUUUUUUUUUAACUGUGUAAUAUAUAUCCCCUGGAAUUUCCUUUUUAAUAUUUUUCCAUGUUGCUUUAGUUAUUUGUAUAUAAACGACUGAAAAAAUAUCCUGUAUGAUAAGAGUUACCUAGUUUUGUACCUAUUGUGUAAUAACUGACGUGAACUGAGAGACGAGCCCUGUCUCUAUUUUGUUCUUUGUGAUGUUAUAUUGCUUUGUGGAAAGAAGCAAAAACGACAAAUAAAAAUAGAGAGAUAAUAUA
Messenger RNA from Eublepharis macularius, 5288 nucleotides. It is a transcript of the gene TMEM184B, whose product is annotated as transmembrane protein 184B. Gene Ontology annotation, biological process: transport. Bases 299 to 1534 code for a protein of 411 amino acids. The transcript has 9 exons. Gene Ontology annotation, molecular function: transporter activity. Lineage: Eukaryota; Metazoa; Chordata; Lepidosauria; Squamata; Eublepharidae. The record is from RefSeq and is a predicted model, not a curated record.